AUGCGUGUCGCCAGCGCUGUAGUUGCCAUGUUCCUGGGCCUUUGUGCCACAGCCGUUGCUGGUGAAGAACCAAAAGUCAUUGGCUAUUUCCAAUCUCCCAAUGGCGCGCAAUCUCCAUUCCCAGUGACCGUCCAUGACGGCGAGUGUGAGGACUUCCACGACUCUUGGGUUAUGUCUGCGGAUCUCCCCAAAGGCUAUGACUGUGUCUUCUAUUCUCAACUUCACUGCCAGGGAAGAGAGACGGAACACUUCACAGAGAAUGUUUCCAGGUUCAAAUUCGAAGUCCGCAGCUUCCUAUGCAAGCCUGUGUCUGACCCCAAGCCAACCCAGCCUGAACCUACCCAACCUACCCCCACGCCUACUCCCACGCCCACUCCUACGCCCUCUUCGUAG
Molecule: messenger RNA, 393 nt
Organism: Microsporum canis CBS 113480
Lineage: Eukaryota; Fungi; Ascomycota; Eurotiomycetes; Onygenales; Arthrodermataceae
Exons: 4
Coding region: 1-393 (130 amino acids)
Source: RefSeq, a predicted model, not a curated record